AGCGCGCACACCUGGACAGGAGAUGUGUUUCACUUUCCAAAGGGAAAAUCUUCGGGAACGCAUUCAGGCAGGAACAUGGCCACUGCUGCUGAGCACGGACACAACUCCUGGGAGCUCAGCAUCCAGGUGGACCAGCGUGAGGGAGAUGAGGGCAUGAAGUUUAAAUUGCGGGUCAAGGGGGAUCUUCACAUCGGGGGUCUCAUGCUCAAACUGGUGGAGAAGAUCAGAGCCCUGGGUCUGUACAGUAAAACUAUGACUCCGACUUAUGACCCGGAUAGCGGGUCGCCUGCAUCUUCCACCAGUCUGUGGUUCGGCGAGAAUCCUCUGACGGCCUGCCAACCCAACCUUCCACCGGAGGAACUGGCCAAACUCUUCAAGCCUCUUACCAUGGAGGAUAAAGCGGCAAUUAAUGCUGGGUGGCUGGAUUCCUCUCGCUCGCUGAUGGAGCAAGGAAUUCAGGAAAACGACAGACUCCUGCUGCGGUUCAAGUACCACUGCUUCUUUGACCUCAACCCAAAGUAUGAUGCUGUGAGAAUCACGCAGUUGUAUGAACAGGCCAGAUGGGCGAUACUGCUGGAGGAGAUCGAGUGCACUGAAGAAGAGAUGCUCAUGUUUGCAUCCCUGCAGUAUCACAUCUGUAAAUUGACUUUAUCAACGGAGCCACUGACCAAUUCCAAUGAACCAGAGAUUGAUGAAGUCGAGGCUGCGCUUUCAAACUUAGAAUCCACGCUGGAAGGACGGAAUGCUGAUAAGAUCCUGGAAGAUAUCACUGACAUUCCAAAGCUGGAAGAUACACUUAAAUUGUUUAGGCCCAAGCGAUUAACAUUAAAGCCAUAUAAGGAGUACUGGUUUGUUUUUAGGGACACCACCAUUUCUUAUUACAAAAGCAAAGAGUCGGCGAAUAAAGAACCCAUUGAGCAACUCCAUCUACGAGGAUGUGAGGUCAUUCCUGAUGUCAACGUCACUGAGAAGAAGUUUGGCCUCAAGUUGUUAUUGCCAGCGGCUGAUGGAAUGAACGAGGUUUAUGUUCGCUGCGACAAUGAAACGCAAUAUGCCAAGUGGAAAGCUGCCUGUAUUUUGGCUUCCAAAGGAAAGACGAUGGCCUACAGCUCGUACCGCACCGAGGUGAAGAACAUCCAGUCUUUCCUGCAGAUGAAGAGUCUAGCGCCUCCUCCUGGCCAGGCAGCACCUGACGUAGAGUCAAUGGAGAUGAAUGCCGAGUGCUUUGUUUCUCCACGAUAUGCAAAGAAGUACAAGACCAAACAGCUGACCACACGAAUCUUGGAGGCCCUUCACAAUAUUUCCCAGCUUUCCCUCAUGGAGGCCAAAAUGCGUUUUAUCCAAGCAUGGCAGUCCCUGCCUGAGUUUGGCAUCAAGUACUACAUUGUCAGAUUCAGAGGAAGCAAGAAAGACGAGCUGCUGGGAAUAUCCUACAACCGGCUGAUCCGCAUCGACAUGUCAACGGGUUUGCCGGUGACCACCUGGAGGUUCUCCAACAUUAAACAAUGGAAUGUCAACUGGGAGAUUAAACAGGUGACCAUCGAGUUUGACCAGAGCGUGUCGAUUGCGUUCUCCUGCCAGAGCUGCGACUGCAAAGUGGUACAUGAAUAUAUCGGAGGCUACAUUUUCCUUUCGACGCGCUCAAAAGACCAAAAUGAGACUUUAGAUGAAGAACUCUUCCACAAGCUCACGGGAGGACAAGACUGACCUCAAAUCAACACUCACCUUUA
Messenger RNA from Sinocyclocheilus rhinocerous, 1730 nucleotides. Its product is annotated as fermitin family homolog 1-like. The coding region runs from base 76 to 1707 and encodes 543 amino acids. The record is from RefSeq and is a predicted model, not a curated record. The transcript has 13 exons. Gene Ontology annotation, biological process: cell-matrix adhesion; integrin-mediated signaling pathway. Gene Ontology annotation, molecular function: integrin binding. NCBI's taxonomy places the organism in Eukaryota, Metazoa, Chordata, Actinopteri, Cypriniformes, Cyprinidae. Gene Ontology annotation, cellular component: focal adhesion.